CGCAGUGAGGGCGCGCACUUCACAAUGACGCGUGUACUAAAGCGGACCUGUUCAUCUAAAGGUGUGUGUUCACCGCAUAAGAGUGAGUAAAUCCAGCUGCUGUGCCGCGAGCGCUCCGGACACAUGUCUCGGCUCGUGGUGAGGUAAAGAUUGAUGGAUGCAGAUCUAAAUACCUGUUGGAGGAAGUGGAUGCGAUGUUUCCUGAAGGCAACGUCUGGUCCACCUACAUGUUUCUUCUACUCUUGACCACCGGAGUGCCCGCAGAGAAAAUAUGCUCUGUGCACUCGAACCACGAAGUCCACAUGGGCUCAAGCUUCCAGAUCUACUGCAUCUUCAAGAAGGAAUGCAGCAGACUGAUAUACCAAGAUGAAGUGUCCUUAAAUUACAGCAGCUUGAACUCAACUGUGGUGAUUAUAAGCAUCGUGAAUAUAACACGGACCACCACGUUCACGUGCAAAUGUCGCAACGAGCCAGAACCAUGUGGCACUGACAUUGUUCCAGGGUAUCCACCUGCAGUUCCACAGAACCUCACAUGCGUUCAGGAAGGAGAAUCUGGAAAAGUAAACUGCACAUGGAAAACUGAAUGGGAAACACACAUCAAGACCACAUCACAUCUGUGGUUACAAGGGGCCCCUCCUGUCCGUUAUGAAAGUGUUGCAGUCCAUGAUGGUACCCAUUCAGCCAUAUUUCCUGUUUCAGCCACACAAAGAGACUUCUCUGUGUGGGUCCAUGCUAAUAACAGCCUUGGCUCUGCAAACUCCACUGUCCUCAGCUUCACGCUUAAUGAAAUAGUGAAACCGCUGAGCCCCAAAAUCAUGAAGGUGGAAUGCUCUUCAAGACAAUGCCAGCUCUAUCCAGACAACGCUCGAAACAUUCAGAUGGUAGAGAUCCGAUAUGAAGCAAAACAGGAUAGCUGGAAUACUGUCUCAUUCAAUAACACCCAUUUGACAACAAGCUGGACUAUAACUUCACUGAAUCCGUAUAGCACGUACACAUUUGAGGUCAAGUGGAAACCUGGCCCAACGAGAGGUCUGUGGAGUGAGUGGACCCGGAUCGAGGGCACGACUGAUGAAGAAGCUCCUGUGACGAUGCUUGAUGCGUGGUAUAUUGAAGAACCCACAAAAACAGUCAGCAAGUCGUUCCAGUUAUUUUGGAGGGAGUUGAACAAAUCAGAAGCCAGAGGAAAGAUUCUGCAGUAUGUUGUGACAGUGACUGAACAGGGAAUCAGCAACAGGACUGUUCUUGGAAACACAGUCAAUGUGUCCUGUUUUUCCUGCCGUGUGUCCAUUUCUGCUAUGAACUCAAAAGGCCUGUCUCCUGCCCGACAAAUUCAGCUACAGCCUAUAGGUCUUCUUCCAUACAAGGUGUCACACACUCUCGUGAAUGAUCACAGUGUCGCCCUCUCCUGGCCGAGGCCUGUCAGUGCUGACCCGGUGACAGAGUUCUUGGUAGAGUGGUUUCCUGAGGGACGGACUCAGCCACCUCAGUGGAUCAGAGUGGAACGGCACCUGAACACAGCACAUAUUACUGGUUUGCAGCCUGCAGUGUGCUAUGAAGGUGCGGUGGUCUAUCUAUACUCAUCUGGGACAAAAAAAGCCAUCUUCAAAAAGAUCUCUACCUGGCAGACAGCUCCACAACAGAGUCCUGAGACUAGCAUCGUUGUGAAGAGUGAAACUGUGCAGGUAAAAUGGAGUGAGAUCCCACCAAAGAAGAGAGGAGGCUGUCUGGAACACUACAUCAUCUACCUGAAGGAUUCAGCAGACAAAAUUCAGAAUUACAAUGUCACACACCCUCAGAGAGAGUUUACCAUCAGUGGCUUGAUUCCAGGACAGACAUACACACUGUGGGUCUCAGCCUGGACUACAGCAGGAGAAAGUCCUAUAGAAAAUAUGCACCCGUUCAUACCAAAACACCCAACAUUAGAUGAGAAAGCCCUGGCUCUGCUCAUCUCAGUGGGAAGUGCUGUUUUCCUAACCUGUCUGUGUCUCCUGUGCUUAUGUCAGUUCUCUUCAGUACACAGAAGAUUAUCAGGAUGUUGUCACUGCCUAAUGCCGAGCAUCGUCCCAGAUCCUGCAAACAGCAAAUGGGCAAAAGAGUGCGCAAGUGAGAAGGGUGAGAUGAAACUGCAGCUGCACCUCAGUGACUCCAGCAUGAGUGAAGAGGAGCCGUAUACGGUGGAGGUGGAGGAAUUUCCCCAGGAGAAAUUACCUGAAGAGACAAUCUCCACUGAGGAAACACUACAUUCAGUCAACCUGCAGGCUGAAUCAGCACCGUAUCAACAUAACAUCACCAGCUCUUACCUCAAAAGCUUCUCCAACGAGUCAAGCAGCUCAGACGCCACCCAUGCUUCCAGGAGCACAGACAUUACCGUGGACUACAUUUCUACUCACGGAGUGAUGAGUGGAGGAGAGGAGGAGGAUGAAGAUGAUGGGGAUGAGGAGCACGAGGCAUUUGACUUCUUCCCCUGCCCUAAGAGCCCCUUCCUGGAGCCGCUCAUUUCCAUUGGAGGAAAAUUGACUCUGGACUCAGUGAAAAUAGACUGCAGUGACUUCUUAGAUUGUGCAUGAACCUCUGCAAUGCGCAGGGCUGUGUUAAUGAAUGUUAAGAAAAUUGUUACGAUGCAUAAAUUUGUCAUCCUCACGAUUUUUGCUUUAAAGCAUAUUGUCCUUUUUAAGCAAUGAACACUAACACCUGAUCAAUCUGUUCAUCUUAAUUAUGAAACAUCCCUCAAUUAUACAAGUAUGUGUUUAUAAUUCAGAGCUUUAAUAUUAGUUUUUUUUAGCCUUCACAACUUACCUCAGAUUAAUAUUAUGCAGGUGUAAAUACUUUUGUACAUAAUAGUUUGUGACUUUGUGACUAAAAGCCUCAAAAUUUUUGUAUUCAACAGUCAUGCUGAUUUUUUUUGGCUGUGUAAUUAUUAAAUGAUGAACUUUC
Molecule: messenger RNA, 2934 nt
Organism: Pangasianodon hypophthalmus (striped catfish)
Lineage: Eukaryota; Metazoa; Chordata; Actinopteri; Siluriformes; Pangasiidae
Gene: il12rb2
Product: interleukin 12 receptor, beta 2a
Exons: 16
Coding region: 195-2567 (790 amino acids)
Biological process (GO): cytokine-mediated signaling pathway
Cellular component (GO): external side of plasma membrane; membrane; signaling receptor complex
Molecular function (GO): cytokine binding; cytokine receptor activity
Source: RefSeq, a predicted model, not a curated record